GAAUAAUUUCGAGGAAAGGUGGUCGCAAGGAUGUAAAGUUUUUCAAACAAAACACCUCUACAUAUAUGGAAUGGAAACCAAGAUUGCUUUUAUAUCGAUUGCCGCCUCCUCCUCCUCCUCCUCCUCCUCCUCCUCCUCCCCCCUUUCCCGUCUCUUUUUGCUCUCCGAUUCUUCUUCCUCCGCUUCGCCUCUGCAAGUUUCUUGCGGUUUCUCGUUCGAUCCUCCCGCUCCUGCCGCUGUUCGCCGUUCCGUCUUCCGCCAGCUGGAUGGUAUUCUUGUCGUCGAAAUCAUUCACCGAGAUCAGUCGAUGAUGCGCAAAGGAAGAAAAUUCUUUUAUCCUUUUAAUUUUUGGAUGUUUAACUCAUUUAUUCAAUUCAUCGUGGACUUCUUGGGAAUUACAUUAGUGGUGAUUCAAAGAUUUUUGGACCCGAAUCACUUUGCCAUUUAUGUGGAUGAUUCUAUUGUUGUAGGUUUGAAAGAUAAAGGAAAGGCUGUUGGAAUGAGCUUUCAAAGUAGAAAUGAUCUACAGGAAUGGAGUGCAAGAGUUGUUGAGCGAGGAACAGUAAUGGACUUCGACCUAAAUUGCCCACCUCCAGAUGAGUGCAUUGAUCCAACUGGCCCUCAUCAGGAAGCAACACAGUACUACAAUCAUUACCAAGGACAAGCUAUGGACAAUCCCGAGUUUGUCGACGAGGACAUUGCUAUAAUCUCCCCUAGGAAAUUUGCUGAGGCCAGGAAGAACUUUAGACGAAACCACUUUGAGAGUAGCUGUGGUGUUGCCAUUAGACGUAAUGGUGCUUUCUCAGAUUUAACGAGUUUGGCCCCUUUUACAAUUUGGCCGCCCCUUACAAACCGCAAUAACGUAUCUAUACAAGAACAAACGAUUCACAACUUGGACCUUUGCUUAAGCUGCGAAAGCAGUAGUAAAGCCACAAAGGCAACAAUUGACACAGACAUCCCUUCUGCACUUGCACAAACUAGCAGCAGCCUCCCACCUGCAGCAGCCUCGGGUUUGCGGUGCGCGAUCUGCAUAGAAGCAUUGGUUGAAGAAACAACAACCAAAUGCGGGCACGUUUUCUGCAAGAGUUGCAUCGAAACAGCCAUAGCUACCCAGCACAGAUGUCCUAUAUGUCGGCGUAAGCUUCGAAAACGAGAUAUUAUCCGAAUUUACCUACCGUUUUGAACAUGAAAAAUAUGAAUACAAAUAAAAGAAUAUUGCAUCUGUAUUCUUUUUCUGAUGACGAACUAGGCUUGUACUACUUGCACACAGUUGCAUUAACAACAAGUAUAGAUUUCUUCAUUUCUUUGUUCUUCUUCUUCUUCUUCUUCUUCUUCUUCUUCUUAUUCGUCAUCUGUUGUAUUGAAUCGAAACUACAAACAAAAAUUUAAAAAUCUCUUCGGUGAGGUGUUUGUUUGUUUGUUUGUA
This is a messenger RNA of Cucurbita pepo subsp. pepo (vegetable marrow), 1426 nucleotides long. The record is from RefSeq and is a predicted model, not a curated record. NCBI's taxonomy places the organism in Eukaryota, Viridiplantae, Streptophyta, Magnoliopsida, Cucurbitales, Cucurbitaceae.